Phialemonium atrogriseum is the source of this 2320-nucleotide messenger RNA. Its product is annotated as putative cystathionine gamma-synthase protein. The coding region runs from base 411 to 2117 and encodes 568 amino acids. Gene Ontology annotation, molecular function: cystathionine gamma-synthase activity; pyridoxal phosphate binding. Lineage: Eukaryota; Fungi; Ascomycota; Sordariomycetes; Cephalothecales; Cephalothecaceae. The record is from RefSeq and is a predicted model, not a curated record. The transcript is spliced from 4 exons. Gene Ontology annotation, biological process: transsulfuration.
AGUUGUCCAUUACUGCCAUCGAGCUUCAAGACUCUCUGCCAGCCAGAGCAGGUUGGACCCUUUUACUUAAAGACGGUAUGGAAUAUGUAAUCAUGAAUAUGAGACUCUCAGCCUAGUGCAGCCGCGAGCUAGUAGGGGGAGGGCGAGGCCGGUGCCGCAUAUCCAUCCGCUGCCUUGAUGGGCCGUUGACAAGGCGCCAAUAGUCGAUGCUUAUGUUCUUCUUUCUUGGAUAGGCAUCUGUGCGAUAUCUCUUGGGAUCGCUCGCAUGAUUUUUUGUCAGCCCACGAGCUAAUUGCGCAUAUAUAACUAGUGCGACAACUCCACCGGGCUCGCCAAGUUGGUGCUUGAGUCAGAUACUCACACGUCCUUCGUGCCGUCCCGUCAACAUUAGACACAGGGGACGGCCCAACAUGCCGGCCAAGGUACUAAACACAGAGUUUGGGCAUUCUGCCCCGCCAGAGGGUCCUCACACCAUCACCACCCACAUCCAGGGAUGGGAUAACAUCAUGCGUCUCCGAGAAGGAGACAAGGCGGUUCUGGCAAGGGUUACAUCUAUAUACCCUAGAUUCGCACCCUGGAACAAAGCCAGGGAGCUCCCCAUGAAAAUCCGUGAGAAGCUCGCCCUCCCACCAACCCACAGCGCCCUGGCCUUUGUCAACCCCGACAUCUUCGCCACGGCCCGUUUGCACGCUUUCUCGCCCCACCGCGGGGAGAAGAAGCUCUCAGCCGGGGACCUGGGCUUCAGAGUCGUCGACAUCCACGGCGUCCGCCUCUACGUCGUCACGUUCCCGCUGGACAAGUACGCCGGCAUCAUCGGCGUGUGGAAGGACCCCGGCACGGGCGUCAGCACCCGGCUUGCCGAGUACCUGCUCCCGCACGUCGACACCCUCGAGGAGGUGCCGUUCGACGGAUCUGCAGGCGGGGAAGAGGUGCCGCUGCCGCCGCCGCCGCCGCCGACGUGGCUGCCCGAGUGCGAGGCGCAUGGGAAGCUGAGGGAGAGGAUCGCGGGCCUGCUUCACCGCGCGGCGCUGCAGCCCGAGGCGGUCAAGGUCCAGCCGGACGACGUCUACCUGUACCCGAGCGGCAUGGCGUCCAUCUACAGGGCGUGCGACAUGAUAGGACGGUGGAGAAGAGGGCCUAUUGUCGCGCUGGGCUCGAUUUUCCACUCUACAUGGCACCUGUUCAACGACUCUGUGGACGGGUUCAGGCACUUUGGGGCCUGCGAUGCAUCCGGGAACGCGCUUGAGGAGCUGGAAGUGUAUCUGCGGGAUGAGGCCAAGGAGGGGCGCAAGACCACCUUCGUGUUCCUCGAGUUUCCGAGCAACCCCAUCCUCGUCAGUGCGGAUCUGAAGAGACUACGACAACUGGCGGAUACCUACGACUUCCUCCUGGUAGUCGACGACACGGUGGGCAGCUUCUGCAACAUCGACGUCCUCCCCGUAGCCGACAUAGUCAUGACAUCCACCACCAAGAGCUUCAGCGGCUACGCCGACGUCAUGGGCGGCAGCCUAGUCCUCAACCCGGUCUCGCCGCACUACGCGCCGAUCAAGGCCAUCUUCGGCACGCACUUCCGCAACGAGUACUUCGCCGGCGACGCGGAGAAGCUGCUCUCCAACAGCGCCGACUUCCUCGCCCGCAGCGCGAUCCUCAACCGCAACGCGCGGACCCUCGCCGACUUCUUUCACGCCCGCUCGGGCGCGGCGGACCCGUCAUCGGCGAUCACGCGGGUCCUGUACCCGACGCUGUCGGACACCCUCGCCAACUACGAGGCCGCCAUGAGGCGGCCGACGCCCGAGUUCCCGGCCCCGGGCCACGGCUGCCUGCUCUCGGUCGAGUUCGAGACCAAGGACUGCGCGAGGGCCUUCUUCGACGGCCUCGCCGUGCACCACGGCCCGCACCUCGGGGCGCACGUCACGCUCGCGGUGCCAUUUAACGAGAUGCUGUGGGGGCGCGACCCCGAGGGCGCUGCGUACCACGCCGCGUACGGCGUGCGCGCGGAGCAGGUCCGGAUCAGCGUCGGGCUCGAGAGCGAGGAGGAGCUGCUGGGCGUGGUUGAGGAGGCGCUGGAGAGGGUCCGGGAGCUCAAGGCUGCGGAGGGUGAUGGGGAUGGGAGUUGAUGGGGGUUGUUAGUGAGCAUUUUAGGCCCCUGGCUAGAUACUAGGCUGUGCCCGGAAUAUGUCCCGGAUGCAAUAUGUUGAUCGGAGAUUUCUACAUUCGUGCAGUUAAUCAGCGAUUUACUAAAACACUCCAGCUGUGUGUAAUUUUGAACGUUUCACGCUCAUUAGUACCUAGGUUACCUAUCUGCCGUCUGUGAUGAAGU